GGUAGCGGCGCAUUCCUUUUUAUUUUGUUUUUCGUUUUGUUUUUUUGUUCUCCUUCCGAUUUUCAGUUUUCGGAAGGACUGCUUUGCACCUGGCCUGUCCACCAAGACUUGUGUUUUUGGUUCCACGCUGUUGUCUUCAGCAUGACGCCUUAGCGGAUAGCAUUCAUGCUUCUUGCGACAAUUCAUUGGGUGUGGGUGAGGUAGCAGAUGACCGUUAUAUGUGGCAUUCUGUUUAUGCAAUGCUUGACACAAAUCAUCAUGAUGAGGAAGAUGACAGUCAUCCUCUUGCUCCUUGCGUAUGUCUACUUUGCGGAGGACGGCCACGCCAUUCUUGAUAUGGCACCAUUGCCAUAUCGUCAACGCCGACAGUCCUGCGUGAGAAACAGAGUCGGCGGUACGUGGGAAGAAUUGAACAUGAUGGGUCCGGAGCACGACAAGAAGUUCGGAGAGUACACACGCUUGACGAGGCCCAUCUUCACCCGCAUUCCUCAUCGAAUCUCUCCUCAAAUCCAGAGGUUGAACACUUCGUGGAGGCAAGCUUUGCCAGCGCCUUUGAAGUUCGUGUUUGCCCUUUACCGGUGGGCGACAGGUGGAUAUUAUAGGCAAUGCGGCAAUGACUUCGGGAUAGGAGUGCAUAGUGUUGUUAGAUGUACGGAUGACGUAUCCAUAACCUUGCUUGCCGAGUAUGGGGACACGAUCAGGUGGUCUGACGGGGCGCAAUUGCGAACCACUCUUAACUACUUCGAGGGCAAAGGCUUCGCGGGUUGCUUUGGGGUCAUAGACUGCACACAUGUAUAUCUGGACAAGCCACGUGGUCGAGAGCCAGAGGCGUACUACGAUAGGAACAGGCAGUACUCCAUUGUAGCCCAGGUCGUCUGCGAUAAAAAUCUUUGCAUACUGGACGUGUGGGGGGGUGCGCUAGGUUCUGUUUAUGAUUCUCGCAUGUUUCGAGUCUCUGAUCUAUACUCACGCGCGAAGGAGGGGAGGGAACCUUUCACGAGGAGGACGAACGUGCUCCAAGACGGAACUGUUAUGGGACGGUACCUGAUGGGAGACGCAGGGUAUCCGGUUGUAUCAUGGUUGAUGACUCCAUUCCCUGCAGUGAACAGAGUUGUCGAGCAGACAACUUUCAAUAAAAAGUUCUCAACAUUGUGUAGUGUCAUUGAACGGUUGAAGGGAAUGUGGAGGUGCUUUGGUUGCAAACACAUUGCGAACAUGCGGAAUGUUUGCAAGCAGUUCCUCGCAUGUUGUAUUCUCCACAACAUCAUAAUCGAUGAGGGGAUUCUUGUCGACGAGGAACUACUACGGAGAGGAGCUGAUGAAGACGACGAAAGCGAUAAUGACGAGGAUGAUGACAAAAGCGGUGGUGAAGAUGAUGGGGCGAGUGAAAACUUCGAUGAUAAGGAAGCAGAAUUGCGUUGCGAAGAGUCUGUCAUCUAUGCGAGUCAUCAUCAGCGGCACCACGUCGCCGAGCUUUUGAGGGAGACAAUCCGUGCGCAUUCCAUCCACGUGGCUUGAGUUUUUCAUUUGGCUUGCUUGCUGUGGCGUU
Molecule: messenger RNA, 1549 nt
Organism: Chara braunii
Lineage: Eukaryota; Viridiplantae; Streptophyta; Charophyceae; Charales; Characeae
Source: the annotation of a GenBank genome assembly